Globicephala melas (long-finned pilot whale) is the source of this 4392-nucleotide messenger RNA. RefSeq names its product WASH complex subunit 3 (gene WASHC3). NCBI's taxonomy places the organism in Eukaryota, Metazoa, Chordata, Mammalia, Artiodactyla, Delphinidae. The record is from RefSeq and is a predicted model, not a curated record. Gene Ontology annotation, cellular component: WASH complex. Gene Ontology annotation, biological process: exocytosis; actin filament polymerization.
UGCUAUUACCGGGUUGGGCGGGCCGGGUCGGGGAGGGGUUUGUGGGUGAGCCCUGGGUCCCCCGCCCGCUGAGGAGAUGGAUGAGGAUGGGCUUCCUCUCAUGGGGUCAGGCAUAGACCUGACUAAGGUGCCAGCUAUUCAACAGAAAAGAACGGUGGCAUUUCUAAACCAGUUUGUGGUGCAUACUGUACAGUUCCUCAACCGAUUUUCUACAGUUUGUGAGGAGAAACUGGCAGACCUUUCUCUUCGUAUCCAGCAAAUUGAAACAACUCUCAAUAUUUUAGAUGCAAAGUUGUCAUCUAUCCCAGGGCUAGAUGAUGUCACAUUUGAAGUAUCUCCUGUAAGUGUCACUAGGAUCACAAAUGAAACACAUUCUGAAACCACUUCAGAGCAAUCACAGGUGAACAGUUUACAAGACUCUGGACCACAGGAAAGUGAAGUAACACCAGAAAAUAUCUUAACUGUAGCCAAGGAUCCAAGAUAUGCCAGAUAUCUCAAAAUGGUUCAAGUGGGUGUUCCAGUCAUGGCAAUAAGAAACAAAAUGAUAUCAGAAGGACUAGACCCAGAUCUUCUUGAUAAAGAACAGACUUCUGGGGCUUCCCUGGUGGAGCAGUGGUUAAGAUUCCUCCUGCCAAUGCAGGGGACACGGGUUCGAGCCCUGGUCCAGGAAGAUCCCACAUGCCGCGGAGCCACCAAGCCCAUGCACCACAACUACUAAGGCUGCACUCUAGAGCCCGCGAGCCACAACUACUGACCCCGUGUGCCACAACUACUGAAGCCUGUGCACCUAGAGCCCGUGCUCUGCAGCAAGAGAAGCCACCACAAUGAGAAUCCCACGCACUGCAACAGAGUAGCCCCCGCUCACCGCAACUAGAGAAAGCCUGCACGCAACAACAAAGACCCAACACAGCCAAAAAUAAAUAAAUUAAAUAAAUAUAAAAAACAAAAAAAUAGAAAUAAAGAACAAACUUCUGAAAUUGAAAUUUAACUGGUCACACUCUUAAUAGUAGGAGGGUGCAGUUUGUAGCAUACUGAUAUGGCUAAAGAAAGCAAGUUACUUUGCAGGCUUUAAACAGAACCAGCUCAGCUGGCAUUUGUCCUGGACUUAUCUAUUCAAAGUACAUUUAUACCUUCCUCCCAGCCUGUGGAAUGACCAUGACUAUGGUUGCCAGAAAUAGAAGUAACCACCUCAGCCUACUUGUCACUGAGACGAGAGGAGAUUCAUUAGUGUUAACCAAACAGAUACUGGAAAGCAAGAAAACUUUAUUUAAUUAUAUUUAAGGCAUAUCCAGCAGAUUUUCCUGCCCUCUAAUGGAAUACCUUAUCUGCCAAUGAUCUUCGUCUGUCUCCUGCUACAGAACAAUAUAAUGGAUUAAAGGUUGGGUUUUGGCUGGUUACGGAUAGAAUUGAUCUCAAUUCCCCGACUGAACAAUUCCAGAAAUAGGGUUUUUUUGUUUUUUUUGUCUUUAAUAUUUAUUUUAUUUAUUUAUUUGGCUGUACCGGGUCUUAGUUGUGGCAUGGGGUAUCUUCUUUGCAGCGUGCAGGAUCUUUAGCUGUGGCAUGGAGGAUCUUUAUUUGCAGCAUGCGGGAUGUUUUAGUUGCAACAUACGGGAUCUAGUUCCCUGACCUGGGAUUCAACCUGGGCCCCCUGCAUUGAGAGCGUGGAGUCUUAACCACUGGACCACCAGGGAAGUCCCCCAAAAUAGGUUUUUUUACUCGUUCCAUUUUUUUAGUUUUUGCUGAGCUGGGAUUCCAUUCAGGGUAAUUACCUUGACCACUGGCUGGCAGACUGACUAGAAAGUAUAGGACAGAAAAAAAACAAUGUCAGAAAAUUGUGAUUAGUCCACUGUUAGAGACCUUGAUCACAAGAGUAAGAAAUAAUAAAAAUAUCAAAGAGGUGGUGUUAAAAAGCAGUUAUGGGUCUUCCCUGGUGGCUCAGUGGUUAAGAACCUGCCUGCCAAUGCAGGGGACACGGGUUCGAGCCCUGGUCUGGGAAGAUCCCACAUGCCACGGAGCAACUAAGCCCAUGCACCACAACUACUGAGCCUGUGCUCUAGAGCCCAUGAGCCACAACUACUGAGCCCGCGUGCCACAACUACUGAAGCCCACACGCCUAGAGCCCGUGCUCCGCAACGAGAAGCCAUCGCAAUGAGAAGCCCGUGCACCACAACGAAGAGUAGCCCCUGCUUGCUGUAACUAGAGAAAAAGCCUGUGCGCAGCAACAAAAGACCCAACGCAGACAAAACUAAAAUAAAUAAAUAUAUUUAAAAAAAGCAGUUGUGAUCUUCCAGUGUCUAGCAAGCAAGAGAUAGAGAGUUGUUGGAAGUAAAGAACCCCAAGGUAAACAGCAGAAACCCAUCUUACCUAGGAUGGCUGGCUUUCUUUUUCUUUAUGCUAUUAGACAUUACAUUGUUUCUCUGGCUCUGGGAAUCUGCCACAGAUUCCCACAAAGGGCGGGACAUACCUGUCUUGAUGGGCAUUCAGAAAUGGAAAGACCAAAGUAUGUGUAGUUUGAGUAAAUAUAAUGCUGAAGUAAGUCUUACUGGUUACUAUGUAACAUCAAAGUCAAAAUUGUCUUUUUUUUUUUUUUAACUACCCCAAAUGUCUUUAUGUAGUCACUGCAAUCUCAGUUCAGGAAUUCAGUGUUUUGCUAUUUCCUUAAGACCACUUAUUGCCAUUGCAUAAAGCUCUGAGAACAACACUAAUUGACAAGUAUAAUGUGACGUUAAAACUUUGUAUGUGCUCUAGUUAAUAUUGAAAAGUGAUUUGAAUGAUAACUAUUGCACCCUCUCCCCACAAUCCUCCUACUCAGCAGUAGUUUUACUAACAAUGUUUUUGCCACUUAAUCUGCUUUACAUUCAACUGUUUUAAAUUUAAAGAAAAUUAAAAAUAUCUUUAAACUAUUUACCUACAUAAAUAAAUGUUUUUCCAAAGAAUGUUUAUGUUGUUUGGUGUCCUUAAAGUGGCUGUGGUUUUAAACACGAAUAUAAAUAUCUCUUUAAUGAAAACAAAUCAAACCAAUGAUAUUUGUAUUUUAAGACUCAGUUUAUGUACAGGAUCAGAAAAACUAACUCAAACUAGCUUAAGCAAAAAGGAAAGUUAUUGACUCACAAACCUAAGAAGUCUAAGUAGGACAGAAUCAGGGGCGCAGCGCCAUCAGUACUGGCUGGCUGGUGUUCUCUCUCACCUGGCACCUCUGUCCACCUUUACUCCUUGGCAUAAUCAUCCACUUCUCUCCUACUGCUGAUGAGCUUCCUUUCCUCCUGGAAAACAAGGAACUAGCAAAUAAUAUUUGCUUUAUAUUGUAAAUAGCUAUAAUAUUGCUAGUUUUUGCCAACUGAAAGGAAAGAGAGCCCCUUUUUCAUAAUCCAAGGCUCAUUUCUGGGGAAGCAUUCUGAUUGUCGUGCUUGGGUUAUGAGCACUCCCUUGAAUUGAUCUCUUUCCAGGUAAAGAGAUUCUUCUGACCUGCCAGGCCUGGAUUAUGUGACUGUAACAAAGAAAGAGUAUAAGGAAGGGAUGAGGGCAAUAGGGAUUGUGGUUGAUAGUCUUAUUUAUUCCCAUAAAUGGGAGAAAGGUGACAAAUAAAAUGCACACAGCAUCCGGUAUGCUAAAAAGUACUGAUUUGUGUAUGGUUAGUACGUCCUUCUUUCCUUUCCUUUCUAAAUUUUGGCUCAUUUUUAGUUCAGGUCAACCUAGUAACUUCUUUGAAAAUACUUCUUUUUAAACAAAUUAAACUUAGUAAAGAGUUUAAAGUUAAACUUUAAAAAAUUUUGCUUUUACUAAGACAAUUAUUGAUAAUCUGGAUGCCACAAAUUAUAUAAAUAUGCUUAUUAAAAUGUAGCUACCAAGCUAGUGUUUUCUAUUGUAACUACUAAAGGUUGAGAUUUUAGAAAAAUAUACAUGAUAAAUCAUGAAUAUACUUAUGACUUUAUAUAUUUUUCUGCAUUUUGCUGAUGUACUCUUUUUUAGUGAUUCACUUAUAUGUUUAAACUAUUGAGAGGAUUAUGCAGUCUUCAUUUUCAGAUUUUAGUAAUGAAGUGUAGCCAGUAGUUUAAAGUAGCAACCUUUUUAAACAUAUCUUUAAAACUUCUUUCUAUGAAGAAAUUUACAACAAACAUUUCAUAUAUAUAUCUAUAUAUAUAUAUAUAUGGUCAAGCAAGAGCAAUUCUGAUCAUAACAUAAAAAGCCAAAUUUCUGUUCCCCCUAAGAAUAUGAAUAUCCAGUCUGGAAAUAAUGAUGUGGGUUCUAUUAUUAUAUUAACAUUUGUAAAGCUUUUUUUUUUUUUUUAAUGUAUUUAUUUAUGGCCGUGUUGGGUCUUCAUUUCUGUGCAAGGGCUUUCUCUAGUUGUGGCAAGCGGGGGUCACUCUUCAUCGCGGUGCGCAGGCCUCUCAC